AUGAGCGACGAUCAUGGUGGCACACUGGAAGCAGAACUGGAAACUCAGGAUCCCAAGGCGCCCGACGCGGGAUCGGACGAUGAGGAGGACGAGGAGGAUGCGGGAGGGGUGUCGGACGGGCAGCAGGAGGGUUCUGGCGGCGAGUCCAAAGAGGGAGGAGGGGAGACGGCGAACGGAACGGGGAAAAAGAAGAAGAAAAAGCAGAAAAAGCGCAAGAAGAAGGGCGCGGGUGGGGGAUCCAGUGACAGCGCCUCCUCGGGUUCCGCCUCCCCAGGCGCUUCUCCGCCCACCUCCCCUUCCGCCAAUUCCGCGCCCUCCGCUUCGUUCCCCCCAUCGUCGUCUGCGGAUGCGCCCCUGUGCCAGCCGGACCUGGAUGACAUGCUUCCGGUUGAGGUGGCGGAAAAGAGGUUUGCGGCAGCGCUGGAGUCGAUGCGCAGCAAGGCGGAUCUGUGCAUGUGGGUGCAGCUAGCGCGGUGCCGUGUGGGCGACAAGAAGCUGCGCCGCCUCACAGACGCGCUCAUCCACUGCGAGACAGUCACCUCUGUGGACUUAUCAGAGAACCUUAUAUCGGAUGCAGGCCUGCGCCAGCUCGCCUGCGCGCUCUCCGCCCCAAGCGCCGCCCCGGAUUUGAUUUCCCUGAACGUAAAGCGCAAUCCGAUUUCGGCUUCCGGGCGGGCGUGUCUGGCGAAUCUGCAGGCUGUGAGGAAGCUAGUGAGGGUGAGUGGGGGUGGUGGGUGGGGGCACGGGGCUGUCCGUGAGUACGAGGAGAGCCCGCCUCCAGCAGCACAGGAGAAGAAGGGCGCGCAGGGAGGCAAGGGGCAGGGCAUGGCGGACCCACGUGGCUUUGAAAGCGGGGAGCGGAUGGGGGGGGGGUUGGCCAGCAAGGCGAGCAACCCACAGAUCCGGAUUGACGCGGCCGUCCGGUUCAUCAGGGAAGCAUCCGAGAAGCUGCAGCAGAUGGCACCUGAGGGCAGCAGCAGGCGGAGCAUAGCGACACGGGUGUUUGAUUCGAGCAUGAUGACGGAGGCACUGGAGGACGUGGUGGAGCUCGUGGAUGCUGACCUGCGCCGCAACCCCUCAAAGUCCUACCACAACUCGCCCAUCAACAAGCUUCCCUUACCGCUGCGGCUGGUGGUGGAAAGUCUACCGACGUUCGCCUCCCUGCUGGAGCUACCCAUACCGCCCCAGCAGUGCCAGCGCAAGCUGGCAGAGCCAGCAGCGGGGCGGCACCGCAUCCUGGCGGUGCUGCUGCUGCGCAAGGUGCUGGGGGCGUGUGGGCGCGUGGUGGAUGACCGGCUGGCACGGGAGGACUUGGGGCGCAAGGUGGCGGCGCUGCUGUUUGACUUCCCCUGGAGCAACGUGCUGCACCACGGGGUCUGCUGCUUCCUCAUGUCCGCCCUGGAGCGUCCCAACUCAUCCCUCUCCUCGUCUCUCCUUGACCCUCCUCUUUCCGAUGACUCCUCCUCCUCCACAUCAUCCACCAUCACUGCUCUCUCCUCGUCGCCGGCUCUGCCCUCCUCCUCUCCACCUGCUGCCACGACCAGGGGGGACGAGGGGGCAGUGAGGAAGGCCCGGGGGAGCGGGCAGGGGGAGGGGGAGGCGGACCCCCGUCCCCAGGUGGAUGUAGAGCCAGAGGCCAAGCGUGGGCGCGUGAAUGGGGAGAAGGGGGAAGCAGGAGGGAAGGGGGGAGCAGAAGAGGAAGGGACAAAUAAGGUAGCAGAGGUGACGGGUGGUGGGGCGGAGGAGGGUGGUAGUGGGACUGUUGAUAGCGAGGCUGUUAGUAGUGAGGUGGAGACGGUGGAGAGGGAGGGCCCAGGAGAGGAAGAGAAGGGGGCAGAAGAUAAGGGCCAAAACGAGGACAAGGGGAAGGGGGAUAAACGGGAGGAAGGGGAGGGGAAUAGCAAGGGGGAGGGUGAAGGGGAGAAGCAGGCAGCAGCGUCAGCAGCGGCAUCAGAUCCAACAGGUCCUUCAGGGCCACUGGCUCUGCCUGUGAGGCUGGCAGUGACGGCGGCUCCCUGGGUCAACACAUCCAUUGGCCAACGACCCGGGCAUGCAGGCCCAAUCAUUCAGCUCAUGUUUGACAUUAGGGGCAGAGCAACCACCAGUGCGCCACUGCAGGUAUGCACCCUCACUCUCAACCUCUGCACGUGUGCACCCUCACUCUCAACCACUGCGCGUGUGCACCCUCACUCUCAACCACUGCACGUGUGCACCCUCACUCUCAACCAUUGCACGUGUGCACACCUCUCACUCUGCACAUCUCUCACUUCCCCCUCUCAUUCCCCCUCCCUUCCCCCUCUCAUUCCCCCUCCCUUCCCCCCUCUCCCUCCCCCCUUCCGUCCCCACCCAUGGCAGGCGAAGCUAGAAAAGCUGCCAGAGUGGCAGGUGUUUGCCCAGGCAGGGGGGCAGCUGGACGAGCUGCUUUCACAGCAGCACGGUGCUCUGUGUGGGCCCAAGCCAGUGGUGCCGGGCAGUGAUGUGCCUGACAUGGGUGCAGGCAGUGGCGGGCAAAGCAUGCUGUUUGGGGAGCCCGACCUGCCACCCUCUUUUCCACUACGCGCGUCCGCCAUGGAUUUCCACCUUGAGACAACAGAUAGCCAGCAAAUUCUCGGAAGCAGCGUUUUGCUCUCACGCGCUGCUUCCGAGCCCUGUUCUUCCGCCAGAUAUCGCGCCGAGGAUCCCGGUGGACCGCCGUAUAAAACUCGCCGUAUCCGCUCAGGAGCAAUAGCACCAGCAGCCGACAGUCCCAUGGCGGCAGCGUCAGUGGCGGCGCCGCAAGAGCCGGCGGUGAUGGCGGUCCGAAUCAACCGGCCGGACCUGCAGUCUUUGACGGACGUCGUUAACGCUGACGGCCACGCGUGGCUGAAGUACGGCGAGAAGCGCAUUAGCAAGAACACUGUCAUGAGGGCGAGUGCCAGAUCGAGCGACAGUGCGAGCGACAGGGCGAGCGAGAGGGCGAGCACGGCUGCCUACAUGGUGAUGGGCCUUGGCGAGAGUGAAGCACUGCGGGGGAAUGUGGAGGAGGAGAGCCGGCACGUCACAGACAUGGCGAUGACAGGAGGGGCGGCACGCGCUGGCUCCACUCACACGAGUGCCGGCGCUGCUUUCUGUGGCGCCGGUGCUGCUGCCUGCUUCCCUGUGCUCGCCGCGAUGCUCCCUGCUGCAGCGAACGCCACGGAGAACAUCGCAGCGACUGCUGAUCCGUGGAGUGGCAACAACAGGGUGGCAGUGAGCGCGCGAGUAUCGGAGCUGCAUACAACGAGGAUGGGCAGUCUAGUUCGAGCAGACGGCUUGGCGUGGGGCGGCCACGGAGGAGGAGAGCAGGGGGGCGUGCGGGAACAUGCAGACGGUGCUGCCCCCGCUGCUGCUGCUGCCAUGGCUGCCGGUCCAGCCCGUGCCCGCAUCAGUGCAUGUGCUCAAGGAACUUUUCUCAUGAGCUGGCGCUGCUGCAAGCAGGAGGAGCAGAGGGAGGAUGAGAAAGGGGAGGGGGAGCACCUGUCGCUGGACCUCUCACUCAGCGCCCCUGGGACGUGUCAGGGCCAAGAGACGGUCGGGCGUGCUGCAUGCGCGAGGGACAUCAAGGCAUGGGGGAGAGAGGAGCCUGUGGCUGGCACUACCGGACAAGCGGCCCUUCUCAGCACGAUUCCCGUUCAUCAAUCCGAGGCCGGCAGAAUGGCCGCGUGGCACCGAGGCGCCACGCGCUCCGACCAGCGGCCACGUGUCGACCCCGAGGAGUGCAUGCGUGCGUGGCGGUCGUUUCUCGCGGCGCUCGGCGCGCCGAGCAGCCUAAUGCAUCACGACUCGCAGAUCAGGCGAGUUUUGUCUCCACCCUCGCGCAUAGUAAUCAGGCACCACAUAGUAAUCUCUCUCUUACACCUUCGCGCGCUCCCUUCCUUCCGCUUCCACCCUUCCACUCCCUUCCUUCCUCUCCCCUCCUUCCGCUCCCCUCCUUCCUCUCCCCUCCUUCCUCUCCCCUCCUUCCGCUCCCCUCCUUCCGCUCCCCUCCUUCCGCUCCCCUCCUUCCGCUCCCCUCCUUCCGCUCCCCUCCUUCCGCUCCCGUCCUUCCCCUUCCCUGCUUCCACUACCCGCCUUCCGCGCCCGUCGUUGCGCUCCUCACCUCCGCCCCGCUUUGCUUCUCAGCUCCCGCCCCACCUCCCCCUUACCCUGUCCGUGCCCUCCCCGUAUUCUUCCAGUGGAUCGUUCCGCCCUUUCCUCCGCCCGUUUGCGCUUGGCGCGCUGAUGGGCUCCCUGCUUGUCACCAUCUCGCUUCUCUCCGCCAAUCCCCCCCGCGCUGACCCCUCCGCGGCUGUAGCUUCCGCCAGUGGAGCGGGGGGCGCGGGGACGUUGGGGGUAGCGGGCGCAAAGGGGGAUGCAGAAAGUGGCGCAAGCUACACGGGACCCCGGGAAGGGGAGUUGUUUUUGCGCGGUGAUGUAACGAGCGGUGUGGUAACCAGCAAUGUGGUAACCAUGUCAUCGUCAGGAGGGGCUCUAGAUGCAGUUGAUUCUCUGCCGGGCCUGUCGGAGGGGUUCGGCUUGGCACUGACGGACCUGGAGCAGAGGGACCCCACGCGCCUGGCCCUCCAGCUCAGCAACCGCCAGCUGGCAGCGCUGAUCGCUGACGUGGCGCAAUGGCGGGCGAGGAGUGGUGCCAGCAUGGACCGCGUGCUGAGCGCGGCCAGGGAGGUGGGGGGUGUUUGGGGCGAGGGGCGGGCAGGGAGGGGCAACGGGGACGUGCGUGGGGGAGUAUGGGUUGGGGGAGUGUGGGGUGGGGGAGUGUGGGGUGGGGGAGUGUGGGGUGGGGGAGUGUGGGGUGGGGGAGUGUGGGGUGGGGAAGUGUGGGGCUUCUCGUUUCAUUGGAGGGAGCUCCGCACCCUCCUUGCUUCUCCGCCCUCCGCCAUCCAACUCUUUCCGCCCUCCUCGCUCCCCCUCCUCCUCUCCUUCCUCCGUCCCCCCAACACCUCUACCCACCCCACUGCCGCCGCCCUCUCUGCUGCUCUCACCGUUCUCCUGCCCAUCUUACCUGCUUCCGUUUCCUCCCUCACUGCUGCUGCCGCUGCUGCCCCUGCUGCUGCUUCUGGGGACGCAGGAGGGGGAGAGGGAGGUGAAGGGGGAAGGAGUGGGAAGGCAGGAAGGGAAGGGGGUGUGUGGAGGGGAGGAGUGGACGGCAUGGAGAGGUGCAUGGCGCUCAUGUGUCAAGUGGAAAGGCAGCAGAUGAUGUAUGCUCGAGCCAAUUCUACAAGCUGUCAGCUGUUACCCUUGACUGAGUCUCAAAGGGCAUCUCUCGCCUCUGUGUACUCGCCCAGUAGACCACCCGACUCACGCAUCAUCUGCUCUGCUCCCUCUGUGCACACGGCAGCAAGGGAGGAGUAUGACGAGUUGGUGCGCGAGAGAAGGGCGUGGGAGGUGGUGGGGUUGCAUUGGGAGUGGGUGGAGGCGCGGAGAGAGUGGAUGGGGCCUGCUCGCAGCACCAUGGAGGCACUUCAGCGCCUCAUGAGCAUGCCGCCCGGUUCAGGCAUAUUCCGCAAGCUCUUUGACUACAUAUUCUGGCUGCGCCCCUACGUUGCUCUCUUCCGCUCCAUACCCACCCCCGCACUCUCCUCCCUCUCAUCCCUCCGCCUCUCCUCCAUCCGCUUCUUCCUCUCUCUCGACGGGCGGCAAGCAGCGUCCACUCUCAAUGCCGCCCGCUCCUCCCUCCUCUCCUCCCUCCGGACUCUCUCCUCCCGCUGCGGUGUCGACGCGGGCGGGGAGUUUUGGACUGACAUGCAUGAUGCCGCCCUGCAGCGGUACCGGUGGGUGGCGGAAGCAGCGUUUGACAAGUGGUGCGUGGAUUGGGCGGCGGUGGGCGGUGGGUAUCGGCAGCGUGCGGGGAUGGUGGUUCCUGGGGAGGUGUGGAGGAGGGAGGGAUUGCAUGGUGGGGGGAUGGAGAAGGAUAUAGAGAAGGGGUUGAGAGGGACGGGGGGGAGUGAGAGCGAACGAGACCUGGAGAGACAAGGGAAGGGAGGAGAUAAGGGGGCAGUGAGGGCAGACGAGGGCGGAGGGGGAACGGAGGGGCAAGAAACACCAGAGGCGAACGCGAGGAGGAGGGAAGGGGAGAGAGCAAGUGUGGGGCGGAUGGGGCCACAGCCGGAGUUCUCCUUCCUGCUCCUACCUGACCCACUCUCCCCGCCACCGGCGGUGGGGAAGGGAGGGGGGUUGGAUGCGCGGGCAGUGGUGGAGGUGGUGGUGGGGUGCAUGCGGCAUGUGGGGUUCAAUGCCUCGGGCAGUGGGCUGGGCGUGCCUGCAGAGCUGCUCGUGCUGCUGGGCGUGGGGCGAGAGGGACAGCGUGGGCAGGCUAAGGGGCUGGGCGGGGUGAUGGGGCAGGGAGGAGUGGAGAAUGGGGAGGGUGGGGAGGGUGGGGAGUGGGAGCGGGUGGCGGCAUGGAGCCAGGCAGCGUGGGCAGUGGAGGAGCAACGACUCACUGUGUUGCCCGUGGUAGUGCCUUCAUUCGAUUUUCUGGCCCGGGCGGCAAGGGGAAAGGUGCUGGUGCUGCUGACAGGGGCGAACGCAGAGGCGGUGGUGAGGAGGGCGCAGGGGGGCCUGGGGCAGGACGCUGGGAGCUGUGAGUGGCUGCUGGCGCUGCACAGCGCGUUUCAGGGGGAUGCCAGGCUGGCUGUGGCUGGGUUCAUGGGAGGAGAGGGUGGAGGAGAGGUUGGGAGGGAUGGGAAGGGGUUGGAAGGGGGGAUGGGAGGGGAGGGAGUGGGAGGAAAGGGUGGUGGUGGUGAGGCUGGGGUGGGUGGUGUGAGAGAGGGAGGAGUGGAACAGUGGAUGAGGGAGUGGGGCGACUUGGGCAGGGAGUGGCACAGCGCUGCCAACCUCACAGGCCCCAGCAGCAGUGGUAGCAGCACCCCGCCCCCUCCUCUGACCUACACGGGGUGGGUGCAGGGCACACCUCUAGCCGUCCGCCGCUCUGCCCUCCUCUCCCUGGGCUCGCUUGGACCCCUGCAUGGGGGAGGGAUGGGGGGAGCAGGCGAGGGGCAGGGGGGUGCGAGCAGCAGCAGCAGCAGCAGCAGCAGCAGCAGCAGCAGGGUAGGAGCGUGGGUGCUGUGUGUGAGGGCGUGGCUUGCAGGGUAUCGUGUGGGGCUCGUCCGCUCACCCUCUGCCGAGUUCCUCUUUCCAAAGCAUGAUGCUUCUGGUGCAGGGUCUAGGGUGGGUGGGGGAAGCAAUAAUUGGGGGAACGUUGGGGUGGGAAGUGGUUCGGGUGCUGCUGCAGGGUUACACGAGUUUGCUGCACUUGUCGCUCCUUAUAUGCAUGCUGCGAAAGAAAGAAUAGCCGUCUUGAAUUCACACUAA
Closterium sp. NIES-65 is the source of this 7329-nucleotide messenger RNA. The record is from the annotation of a GenBank genome assembly. NCBI's taxonomy places the organism in Eukaryota, Viridiplantae, Streptophyta, Zygnematophyceae, Desmidiales, Closteriaceae.